Messenger RNA from Fusarium sp. VM40, 1020 nucleotides. The record is from the annotation of a GenBank genome assembly. Lineage: Eukaryota; Fungi; Ascomycota; Sordariomycetes; Hypocreales; Nectriaceae.
AUGGACUUUCUCCUCUCCGUCCCAAUCCUCUCUUACCUCCUCACCCCCUCCUCCCCAUCACUGUCAACAUCACUCAACAUCCUCUUCUUCUACAUGACAUGGACCAGUCUCGUCCUGUCGCACACGUCUCUCCGCAUCCGCCUCCUCGGCACCCUAGCCAUACGCACAGUCCUGUAUCUGAUACCCUCUCUGCUCACACUGCUCUUCGACGCUUCGGUGCCCAGCCUUGCAGAGUCGAUCAAGCUUGGCGGUCGCACAUCGUUGCCGCCGCGCAAUACCCGUGUCAUCGCGCGCCAGGUUGGAGUCGCGGCGCUGAAUCUUGUGUUUGUCACUGCCGUUGAAGGCGCAUCGAAUUUGGGAUUCAAUUACAUUUUGAAGGAGGAUGACUUCAAGACAAACUCCACGCUGCCUUUGCCAUGGCAGUUGGCUAAACACUUACUGUUGAUGUUAACGGCACGCGAGGUGCUUACUUACUACAUCCACCGACACGUGCUUCACUCAAACGGCGCCGUUGCGAAGUAUCAUAAGCAAUUCAGCCACGCUCGAUCUGCGGCUCCCUACAGUCUCCUCCUCUUCGUGGACCAUCCCAUUCCUUUUUUGCUUCACCACUUCCUCCCCAUUUAUCUCCCCUCCAUCGCCCUCCGUCCCCAUCUUCUCACAUACUUCCUCUUCCUAGCUAUUUGCACAGCAGAGGAAACCCUUGCAGCAUCAGGCUACACCGUAAUCCCUGGUAUAAUCAUGGGCGGAAUGACGCGCCGCACAGCAGUGCACUAUGCCAGCGGAGGCAACUGCAACUACGGCGCAUGGGGCUUGCUGGACUGGAUGAACGGCACUUCACGCGGUAGAGAUGUUCUCGACGAUGUUAGGGCCGAGGCGGAGAAGCAUAACGUGAAGGAAAGGUCUGCGAAUAAGCUGGACAGCGGUGUGAGCGCCAUCCAAGGAGGGAUCAAUAGGUUGACAAAUGACGAUGACAGCGGCAGGAGGAGAAGCUCAAGACUGAAGUCGAAGCGCGCAUCUUAG